AUGUCGCGCCUUCCCGCCCCAGAGAACCCUGUUCCUGACGCUGAGCCCCAGGCUCACGACCGUGCUUCAGACGACUACAAGGAUUCUGACGAAGUUGCAACAGGAGGGAAACCCUCGCUCUUCGUGAGCUCGAUAACGAAAGACGAGCCGGCUGUGACGCGGCGGGAGCUGUGGAGCUACUAUCUGUACUACAACGGUGACAACGGAGUUGGGCCAAACGGGUACUCGGCAACGCUCUUUCAAGGACUGGCCUUCGCGGCAGGUUAUGACCCAACCGUUGGCCCUGGCUCUUCCUGCACUUCCGAAAGCUCCUCGGGAAAAUGCGUUCUCCCCUGGGGUGGCGGGACAAAAUCCGUCACGAGUAUAGUGCUUGUGGCGAAUGGCGUUAGCUUUGCGAUAAUGACGGCAAUUUUCACUACUAUUGGCAGCGCUGCAGACUACGGGACGUUUGGACGCUGGUUGCUGUUUUUCUUCACGAUAGUGUGCUGGGGAGCCCAAUUUGCGAGCAUGUCACUCACCAAACCGUCGCGUUGGGGUGCUGCCAUGGCUUUGUAUAUGGUUGGAUUCAUCUCUUAUGGCGCGACACUCGUCUUCUACGCGGCUCUGUUCCCCCGUUUAGCCCGAAAUACUCCCCGUGCCAAAGAGACCCGUGCGAAAUAUGAAGCAGGAGAAAUCACCAAGGAAGAGUAUGAGGUCGAGGAGAGCAUGCAAAAGAAUUUGGUCAGCAAUAUCAGCACUGCACACAGUAAUAUCGGCUACAUCGUGACUUUGUGCUUGAAUCUUUCGAUUCUCCUUCCCCUGGCGGACAACCCGUUGGUCAACAACUAUACUCUUGUCCUAACAAACGGUUACUGGGUUAUUGUGGGGAUCUGGUGGUUCAUAUACCAGCAACCUCGUCCCGGCCCACCACUUCCCAAGGGAGAACACUACAUCACCAUCGGGUGGAAGCAAAUUUGGGCUGCUUGUCUCCAAUACAAGCAGCUUCCAUACACAUUCAUCUACCUCUUUGCAUUCUUCCUGCUCGCCGAUGGUCUCAACACAACUGGAACGCUUGUUUCCAUCUGUCAAAACGACAAGUUCCACUUUAGCUUCCUGCAGAACACGUACUUGGGACUCUCGCAAGCAAUCACAUCAACACUGUCGACAUUCGGGUUCUGGUAUAUCCAGCGGCAUUGGAAGAUCUCGACGAAGAAGAUGUUCGUCGUAACUAACGUGGUUACUAUCAUGAUCCCACUCUGGGGAAUGAUUGGCAUUUGGACUGGAAAGCUGGGUUUCCACAACAAGUGGGAGUUCUGGGCGUACAACGUCGUCUUUGGGCUAUUCCAGGCACCAUACUACGCGUUUUCGCAGACGAUGAUGGCGGAGUUGACGCCCCCUGGUUUUGAUAACAUGUUCUUUGGACUCUUCGGGCUGUCAAACCGCGCGAGCUCGAUGAUUGGUCCAAAUGUUAUCCAAGCCAUUAUAGACCGGUCGGGAAACAACUGGAUGGGCUUCCCGUUCCUGUUCUCGCUUUGCGUGCUUGCGUCGCUGGUGAUUUGGUUUGCGGUCGAUGUGGAGAAGGGCCGGGCCGACGCGGUUUCGUGGGCAGAGAGUCUGCGGGCCAACAAGUAUGCGGAGGGUGGGCUGGUUACGAAGGAAUGA
This is a messenger RNA of Mycena indigotica, 1641 nucleotides long. RefSeq names its product Autophagy-related protein. NCBI's taxonomy places the organism in Eukaryota, Fungi, Basidiomycota, Agaricomycetes, Agaricales, Mycenaceae. Gene Ontology annotation, biological process: amino acid transmembrane export from vacuole. The transcript is spliced from 15 exons. The record is from RefSeq and is a predicted model, not a curated record. The coding region runs from base 1 to 1641 and encodes 546 amino acids.